UUAGUUCAGUCAGUUCACCGACCGGAUAUGGUGUGACGUAGAAACGUCAGUGUUCGAAGCAAAGCGGGAAGCCACAUUCAGAUUUUCCAACGAAUCCCUCCUUUAUGACACAAACAAGAGUUAAUUAAGAUUAAGUUUCGUUCAAACUAGGUUUCCCUGCAUUAAAUCUCGGAGCUGCAAGACUUCUCAGGUAGUUUCCUCAAAUACCGAGGUGAAGGAGGACAAAUAGUGAAAUGUUUAGACAAGGCAAGCGACUCGACAGUUAGUGAACAAACUUUGUCUACGUCCUGCUGUAUGCAGUUUUAUAAUUGGCCUUAUCUUAAUAGUGUAUUGAAAUGCUCUCGUUUAUGUGAUAAUGCAGUGUUAUGAACACCAUCCCUGGAGUGGGUAGACUGGGCUGCCUGUAGAAUGCAACUGUAGUGUUCUGAGUGUCAGUGUUCUGAGUGCAGAGUGAACGACAGCGGAGCGCGAAUAUGAACUCUGUAGGGGGGCAAGAUGAAUCCAAGAUGCUAUCUACCAACCUAUGUUUUGGACAGCAACCGUACACGGCAGAGGAGUACCAGGCGGUCCAGAAUGCGUUGCGACAGAAACUUGGCCCUGAAUACAUCAGCUCUCGUAUGGCUGGUGGCGGACAAAAGGUGUGCUACAUUGAGGGCCAUAAAGUCAUUAGUCUUGCCAAUGAGAUGUUCGGGUACAAUGGCUGGGGUCACUCCAUCUCCCAGCAGACUGUUGACUUUGUGGACCUCAUCAAUGGGAAAUUCUAUGUUGGAGUUAGUGCUUUUGUGAAAGUACAGUUAAAGGAUGGGUCAUACCAUGAAGAUGUGGGAUAUGGGGUGAGUGAGGGACUGAAGUCUAAAGCACUGUCUCUGGAGAAGGCCAGGAAAGAAGCUGUUACUGAUGGACUGAAAAGAGCUCUCAAGUGCUUUGGCAAUGUUCUAGGAAACUGCAUCCACAACAAAGAGUACCUCAUGGCCAUCAACAAGAUUCCUAAACAACCCAUGCCACCUUUAGAUCCCGCUCUUACUAAGAGAUCUGACAGUGAACCAUCAGUGGAGAAGGCCAGGUAUGCCAGUCUGUUUCGCAGUGAUGGACCAUCAGUGGAGAGGGCCAGGUAUGCCAGUCUGGUUCGAGGUGAUGGACAGCAAGGGUGUGCUGGCAUAGCUGAGGAUCCUAUGAAGGAGCAGUGCUCUAAACAGCCAAGAGUUCAGCCGUUGUCAGAACCACAGGAUGACAAGAGAGAUGUCAGGAGAUCGCUAUCAUCAAACACUGAUCCAGGACACUCGGCUCUAGCAGACCCUGACAAGAGGCCCAACAGCAUAGGCAGGCCUUCAGUGGGAACGGUAAACCUGUCUCCAACAGACCAACAUGUAGACCCCAAGCAGCAGAGGAAGCUGAGGCAGCAGCAGCUGCAGCAGAGGUUUCGUGAGGAGAUGGAAGCUAAGAAGAUGCAGGAGCAGGGACCGCAGCACCAAAAUCCUCUUGGCGAGGAGCCUGGAGCUUCUCAUGUGCGGUCAGGCUCCGCCAUCCAGGAGACCAAUGGUCAACGCACACAUAACUUUGUGCAUGCAUUGAAGUUUGAGGACAAGUGCUUGGCUGAUGAUCCAGAGCUGUGGGAUUUCACCCUUGAUGGUAUUGACCUGUUGGAGCAACCUUCUCAUACUACAACCACAGACCCUUGUGGUGUGCAUGGGAUGACAACAAGGAGUAAAACCCCACAAAGAGCACCGUGCCUUCGGGCCCCAGUUCAACCUCAGGACAAUGGAGGGUACGCACAGUACGGGUCUCAUCAGUCCAUUCCAACAUUUAAUCAAACAGGCGAUGUAAGCCCACAAAGGCAAGGUCAAUUUAUUAAGAAACGGAGACUUAAUCCUUGAUGAGUUUAGAG
Molecule: messenger RNA, 1885 nt
Organism: Clupea harengus (Atlantic herring)
Lineage: Eukaryota; Metazoa; Chordata; Actinopteri; Clupeiformes; Clupeidae
Gene: rad52
Product: RAD52 homolog, DNA repair protein
Biological process (GO): DNA recombinase assembly; double-strand break repair via homologous recombination; double-strand break repair via single-strand annealing
Cellular component (GO): nucleus
Source: RefSeq, a predicted model, not a curated record